UGCAGUCACAAGUCAUUGCUCACCCGCUAGCCACGGAGACAACAAAGAUACACUUUAGCUCAUAUGUGUGUUAGAUAUCACACAGUAAGCCACGCUGAACGAUGAAGAUGCAGUGUGGGAGUGUCUGCUGUGUCCUGCUCCUGGUCAGUGUGUGUUCGGCACUCAUCUGCCCUGAUGGAGGCAUGUGCGAAGACGGGGACACCUGCUGUAAAACCCCGUCUGGAGGAUACGGCUGUUGUCCUCUUCCUAAUGCGGAGUGCUGCUCAGAUCAUCUACACUGCUGCUUCCAUGGUACACUUUGUGACCUCGUCCACUCUCGGUGUGUUAACAAGACCGUCUCGCUGCCUCUGGUGAAGAGGCGACCAGCCAUCCCAGCUCUAGAGUGGGCAGGUGUUGGGGCAGUGAUCUGCCCAGAUCAGCUGUCUGAGUGCCCGGAUGGCACCACCUGCUGCGAGCUGCCCGACAGCAGCUGGGGAUGCUGCCCCCUGGCAAAGGCAGUGUGCUGCGAAGACAAGAGGCACUGCUGCCCAGAGAACACCAAGUGUGAUCUAGAACAUUCUAAAUGUGUUUCCGGAACACUGGGCUCAACUCCCAUGUGGACGAAGUUUCCUGCUCGUACCAGAUCACAAACACCAGAUGUGAAUAGUGGUCACUCGAUCACCCGUGCAGAUGUGAAUAGCGGUGCCUCCAUCACCUGUCCAGAUGCAAAGUCCUCCUGCCCUGACGACACCACCUGCUGUCUCAUGAAGACCGGAGAGUACGGCUGCUGCCCGUAUCCUCGGGCUGUAUGCUGCAGUGACCAACUCCACUGUUGCCCCAACGACACCAUCUGUGACCUGGAGCAGGGGAUGUGCAAGUCCCCACACACAGACUUGCACACGCUCAUGGCUCUGAAAUUACCUGGCCUCCGCAUAGACAAGAAUGCAGACAGAGACGGAGUGUCGGCGGUUCCUUGUAAUGACUCAGUGGCCUGCCCUGACGGCAGUACCUGCUGCAAGAUCGCAUCGGGCGCCUGGGCAUGCUGCCCCCUGGAGGAGGCUGUGUGUUGCCCUGACCACAUCCACUGUUGUCCCAGUGGCACCGUGUGCAACCUUAGAGCCAGCACCUGUGACGACCCCACCGACCCUUCGCUGCGCUCCGUGCCCUGGCUCCAGAAGUUCCCUGCCUUCCCCCUGCAGACCAGGCAGCGGCAGCAGCAGCGGCCUGUAAACACGAAGUGUGACGAGACCUCGUCCUGCCCCGAGGACUACACCUGCUGCAAGACGUCCACCGGGGGAUGGGGAUGCUGCCCACUGGCCGAGGCUGUCUGCUGUGAGGACCACAUGCACUGCUGCCCCAAAGACACUGUUUGCAACCUGGCGGCCAGCACCUGUGACAGCAGCACGGGCUCAGCUGUGCCAAUGGUCAAGAAGGUGCCCGCCCUGACCCAGCCGUCGCUCAAACGGACCAACAGUGACGGCCGUUCGGCCGUGCCACUUGAGAGGCAGGUGCCAUCUCGUGAGCUGAUGUGUGACGCAGACACCAGUUGCCCCGCCCACAACACCUGCUGUUUCAUGCACACUCUGGGCAAGUGGGGCUGCUGCCCUCUCCAUCAGGCGGUGUGCUGCAGCUCUGGCGAUCACUGCUGCCCUGCGGGCCUCACCUGUGACGCCAAGCGAGCGUCCUGCUCUGUGGGUCGCCACGAGAUCCCAUGGUACAGGAAACAGGACGCCAGAGUCUGGGUCAGCCAGUCUGCUCCUGUGGUGGAGUCCAGAGCCACCGAUGAGGACGAGGUGAUCAUGGACGUGAAGUGUGACGACAAGAGCACCUGUGCGGCGGGCUCCACCUGCUGUAAGCUGCCCACGGGGGACUGGGGAUGCUGCCCACUCGUCAAGGCCGUGUGCUGCAGUGACCAUGAGCAUUGCUGCCCACAGGGCUACACCUGCAAGCUGGAGUCUGGAACGUGUGUGAAGCCUUCAGGUCAGUUGGCACCGCUGCCGCUCUCGCCCCUGUCUAAGCCCCCUGAGCAGCCCCAUCACGAUGUCCAGUGCGAUCAGGUGACCCGCUGUGAGACGGACCAGACCUGCUGUAGAACCUCUGAGACCAGCUGGGCCUGCUGCCCGUAUAAAGCGGCGGUGUGCUGUGCCGACAUGAGGAACUGCUGCCCCAUGGGAUACACCUGCGAUGCCCAGGCCAAGGCCUGCACCAAGGGCUCUCGCCACCUCACCUGGUGGGACAGUGUAGUCACAGAAAAAUCUAGAGACUGAGUGGUUUACACUCACACACACACACACACACACACACACACACACACACACACACACACACACAGAGCGUUAUCUCAAAAAAAAAAAAGCAGUCUGUGAAAUGUCAAAACUAGUGACGUGCAUCACUAACACACAACGCGCGCGCACACACACCCUUGCUGAACUGACAUGCACUUCAGUCCAGUGGUGCUCUCCAGAAUGGAACCCGUGGAUAUGAAGGGACCUUUUAAUCGUCGCCCUAACCCCACUCUCCACCCAUCUCUCUCUCUCUCUCUCUCUCUCUCUCUCUCUCU
Messenger RNA from Engraulis encrasicolus (European anchovy), 2539 nucleotides. RefSeq names its product granulin b (gene grnb). The record is from RefSeq and is a predicted model, not a curated record. The transcript is spliced from 15 exons. Lineage: Eukaryota; Metazoa; Chordata; Actinopteri; Clupeiformes; Engraulidae. The coding region runs from base 102 to 2246 and encodes 714 amino acids. Gene Ontology annotation, cellular component: extracellular region.